This is a messenger RNA of Acanthamoeba castellanii str. Neff, 492 nucleotides long. RefSeq lists its product as uncharacterized. Gene Ontology annotation, molecular function: box C/D methylation guide snoRNP complex binding. Gene Ontology annotation, biological process: box C/D snoRNP assembly. Lineage: Eukaryota; Discosea; Longamoebia; Acanthamoebidae. The coding region runs from base 1 to 492 and encodes 163 amino acids. The transcript is spliced from 4 exons. The record is from RefSeq and is a predicted model, not a curated record.
AUGGAAGGUGGCAACAACGGACCCACUUCAAAAGAACUUUUGUUCUGCAGUGGAGACGAAGAAUCGAAGCUCUUCGUUGCUGAUGGAAAGGACAGAGUAAACCCGAAGCCACCACAGAUCUCCCGACUCCCACCGAGUGCAUUGCUGGCACAGGCACGCUCCUUCUUGCCGAUGCUCGCAGCGGCCAAUGCCAAGCUGGAACAGACGCUGGCAGAGAACCCUGGUAGCCUUGACAUCGAAAACGUCGAAGAGGGCAAGCCCUACGACCUGGCCAUGAUUGGAGAGAAGAAGGAUGGCGAGUCCAGCGACAGUGAGGAUGACAGCGACGACGAUGAUGAUUCCAAAUCGGAGAGCAACGAGGAGGCCAACGAAGAGGAGGAAGCGGGCGAGAAGGAGGAGGAGACCACCAAGGCACCAGCACAGCGAAGGAAGCCAAUCGAGGAGAUUGGAGGCGAAGAAGAAGAGCAAGGCGAGAAGGAGAUGGAAGAGUAA